CUCCAAUGCACAAGGUGUCUCAUCUGAAAAGAAACCUGAGCCCCAGGGAGGAGGCGCUGAGCGACCCUGGCGCGAACGGGGCGAGAGGUCGCUGGGCAGCGCUCGAGGACAAGAGGGAGCUCGGCCACAGAAGACCCCAGCGAUCUGAUCCUGGGAUCCCGGCUCCAAGCUCUCCUCGCAUUUUACAGAUUUCAACCCCGCGACUAUCUCCCCAAAACGGAGUCUUUAUAUCAAGAGAAGGUGCCGGAGCUGGGGCAACCAGGACUUUCCCGGGCACCCAAGAUGCGCUCCAUUAGGAAGAGGUGGACGAUCUGCACAAUAAGUCUGCUCCUGAUCUUUUAUAAGACAAAAGAAAUAGCAAGAACUGAGGAGCACCAGGAGACGCAACUCAUCGGAGAUGGUGAAUUGUCUUUGAGUCGGUCACUUGUCAAUAGCUCUGAUAAAAUCAUUCGAAAGGCUGGCUCUUCAAUCUUCCAGCACAAUGUAGAAGGUUGGAAAAUCAAUUUCUCUUUGGUCCUAGAGAUAAGGAAGAACAUACUUCGUUUCUUAGAUGCAGAACGAGAUGUCUCAGUGGUCAAGAGCAGUUUUAAGCCUGGUGAUGUCAUACACUAUGUGCUUGAUAGGCGCCGGACACUAAAUAUUUCUCAUGAUCUACAUAGCCUCCUACCUGAAGUUUCACCAAUGAAGAAUCGCAGGUUUAAGACCUGUGCUGUUGUUGGAAAUUCUGGCAUUCUGCUAGACAGUGAAUGUGGAAAGGAGAUUGACAGUCACAAUUUUGUAAUAAGGUGUAAUCUAGCUCCUGUGGUGGAGUUUGCUGCAGAUGUGGGAACUAAAUCAGAUUUUAUUACCAUGAAUCCAUCAGUUGUACAAAGAGCAUUUGGAGGCUUUCGGAAUGAGAGUGACAGAGAAAAAUUUGUGCAUAGACUUUCCAUGCUGAAUGACAGUGUCCUUUGGAUUCCUGCUUUCAUGGUCAAAGGAGGAGAGAAGCACGUGGAGUGGGUUAAUGCAUUAAUCCUUAAGAAUAAACUGAAAGUGCGAACUGCCUAUCCAUCAUUGAGACUUAUUCAUGCUGUCAGAGGUUACUGGCUGACUAACAAAGUUCCUAUCAAAAGACCCAGCACAGGUCUCCUCAUGUAUACACUUGCCACAAGAUUCUGUGAUGAAAUUCACCUGUAUGGAUUCUGGCCAUUCCCUAAGGAUUUAAAUGGAAAAGCGGUCAAAUAUCAUUAUUAUGAUGACUUAAAAUAUAGGUACUUUUCCAAUGCAAGCCCUCACAGAAUGCCAUUGGAAUUCAAAACAUUAAAUGUGCUACAUAAUAGAGGAGCUCUAAAACUGACAACAGGAAAGUGUGUAAAGCAAUAAAGCACAUUUUGAAACAAACAAUAUGCACUUCUUUUCUGAAGAUGCUUCCGGAGAUUUGAAAAUAGGAUCCAAAACACGGCUGGGUUUCAGCAUCCACCAAUUAACUGAAAGGUGAAUAAAGGACGUUCAUGAGAAAUCAACUACCAGCUGACGAAAUACCUGCAAAGUGCUCUAAAAAUUAAAUAUUUUGACUUCAAGGGUCCUAGUAAGUGCCACUUCCACUAAGAAUACAGUUUGAAUGUAUAAUCAGUAGUGUUUACAAGAUCCAACAGUGCACUCAUCAUUAGUUAACAAAGCAAAUAUGUUUAUCACUGUCAGGCUGCCCACAGCAACGCCAAGCACAUCAGAAGAGGAACCCCAGGAACUUAACUCUGACCUUGGGAAAUUAAACCAUCCUUGUCAGCAGAAACCAAGAUGGAAGCAGUUUGAGCAAUGAAAUCCAUAAGAUUAAACAACUCAAGUAAAUGCCUUCAGUCAGGACUCUGAGUCUGAUCAUGAAUUUUAUGUUUUAAUUUAUGUUUUUGUUUGUCUUCUGGGAUCUCUUUUGUUUUGGGUAUUAGGGUGCUUAGAAAUCCUUUCUGAGAUACAUAUGAAUGAGGAAAGAAACUUUAAUUAUUUUUAAAGUUCUUAUACUUUUUAAAAGCU
Molecule: messenger RNA, 2007 nt
Organism: Macaca mulatta (Rhesus monkey)
Lineage: Eukaryota; Metazoa; Chordata; Mammalia; Primates; Cercopithecidae
Gene: ST8SIA4
Product: ST8 alpha-N-acetyl-neuraminide alpha-2,8-sialyltransferase 4
Biological process (GO): oligosaccharide metabolic process; N-glycan processing
Molecular function (GO): alpha-N-acetylneuraminate alpha-2,8-sialyltransferase activity
Source: RefSeq, marked provisional